Molecule: messenger RNA, 8490 nt
Organism: Cuculus canorus (common cuckoo)
Lineage: Eukaryota; Metazoa; Chordata; Aves; Cuculiformes; Cuculidae
Gene: MRTFB
Product: myocardin related transcription factor B
Exons: 17
Coding region: 142-3684 (1180 amino acids)
Biological process (GO): smooth muscle cell differentiation
Source: RefSeq, a predicted model, not a curated record
UAAAUAAUUGGAAGAAAGCAGAAAUACCUUUUAUUUAGGCCAUUUCUUUUUUCAGGCCUGUCUUAGUGUUCCUGUCUUGUAACCUCUUCCUCUUGUGUGUUUUGGUUUGGUUUUUUACAUGUUUAUAUUUUAACCUUUUUCAUGGCUAGAUAUAGAAACCAUAACAUCAGCUUCAGCCGCUGGGCAUGGAAACCCUUAAAAAAAGGAAGACCCUAUCUCUUAGAAAUCAUCUCUUGGGAUGAAAACAGCGUUGUGUGGCUGAGCAAUAAAUGUGCUGAAACAGACAACUAUAUAAGGAGGCUUAAACAUACAAGGGUGAUUACAAGACUACUUGCUCUCUCUACCUCCAGACGAUUUAAUACCAUGGAUCACUUGGGGACAGCGGAUGCUGAGGACGACUCUGGAUCACUAACAAGGCUUGCGCCGAGUCCUCACAGCGAAGCAGUUGCACAUGAAUUUAAGGAGCUCUCGUUGCAGCCCACUCAGUACUUGCCUCCUCUCAAUGAACGGAAGAAUGUACUUCAGCUGAGGCUACAGCAGAGACGGACGCGAGAACAGCUGGUGGACCAGGGCAUCAUGCCACCUUUGAAAAGUCCAGCUGCAUUCCAUGAGCAGAUAAAGAGUCUGGAGCGAGCCAGGACUGAAAAUUUUUUGAAGCACAAGAUUCGCAGCAGGCCAGACCGGUCUGAGCUGGUCAGAAUGCACAUCCUUGAAGAGACCUUUGCGGAGCCUUCACUACAAGCCACUCAGAUGAAACUGAAGAGAGCUCGGUUGGCAGAUGAUCUGAAUGAGAAAAUUGCUCAGAGGCCUGGCCCUAUGGAACUUGUAGAAAAAAAUAUUCUUCCUGUAGACUCCAGUGUUAAAGAAGCUAUUAUAGCAGUUGGACAAGAGAAUUAUCCUCAAGCUUUGGAUGAUUAUUCAUUUGACGAAGACAGCAGUGAUGCUUUAUCACCAGAUCAGCCAGCCAGCCAAGAAUCCCAGGGUUCAGCAGCUUCCCCUGGUGAGCCAAAACCAAGUGACUCACCAUCACCAACAACACCAAAUGCUACUACAUCAACACAGUAUCCACCUUUAACCUCUCCAGUUCCCGAAUUUCUCAAAACUCCCUCUACAAUUGAACAGCACGUUACACGUUCUACUACUACAACCACCCUGACCACAAAUACUUUAUCUGCAGCAAAGCCUGGGCCAACGUUAGUAAAGCAAAGCCACCCAAAGAACCCAAAUGAUAAGCAUCGGAGCAAGAAAUGUAAAGAACCUAAACCAAGAGUGAAAAAAUUGAAGUAUCAUCAAUAUAUUCCACCUGAUCAGAAAGGUGAGAAAAAUGAGCCACAGAUGGACUCCAACUAUGCUCGUCUGCUACAACAGCAGCAACUGUUUUUGCAGCUGCAGAUCCUGAGCCAACAGCAACAACACUACAACUACCAGACAAUUCUACCUGCACCACUGAAGCCACUGAAUGACAAACAGACUAACAACGGGAACACACCACUGAAUACUUUGAAUAACAGUACACCAACAUCAGCCGCCAGCUCCCCAAGGCAGAACAGUAGUCUUCCCAGCCGGAAACCAGGACCUCUACCUUCAAGCUUGGAUGACUUGAAGGUAGCGGAGCUUAAAAUGGAGUUGAAAUUAAGGGGAUUGCCAGUGUCUGGUACAAAAACAGACCUUAUUGAACGUCUGAAACCCUAUCAAGAUCUUAAUAACAAUGGGGUUGCUGCUAGUAGCGCUGUUACAGUAACCACUUCUGCAGGGGCCACAGGUAACACUGGGGAAGUGACUGUGGCAUUUCCUGUUUCAACACUAAAUAAACCAGCAGCUAAUACAAUAUCCAGCUUUCCUUCAGAAAAGACAUCUACUGGACCUGGCUGCAAAGUAGUAAAUACUGAAAACAUUAGCUCUCCUUUGCCUGUAUCUCCCUCUCCCUCAGAACAAUCCAGCCUAAGCACAGACGAUGCCAGUAUGGCAGAUACUUUCACAGAAAUCAUGACCAUGAUGUCACCAUCCCAGUUCUUAAGUACUUCACCGCUAAGAGCAAAUAUGAGUGAUGACAAUCAGAAUCGAAGCAGUGGAAGCGCCUCAACCAUGGAGUUUGAUGUAGCAGAAAAGGACCGCAAGCUUCAAGAAAAAGAAAAACAGAUUGAAGAGCUGAAAAGGAAACUGGAACAAGAGCAAAAACUUGUGGAAGUAUUGAAAAUGCAACUUGAGGUUGAAAAACGGGGACAACAGCAACAGGCUCAGGCCUCUGGUAAUUCGGCUGCUUCGGAACAGAAGCAAUUGAAUGCUGCUGUCAAAGAUGAAAAUGCUCUUAUUGACUGCUCUAGUACAAGUCCAUCUGCGCCUGUAGCCAGUCAUUCUUUAGGACAAACGGUGUAUACUAGCAGUCAGAAUCCAGCUGCCAAAAAGGCAGUUGUUAUCAAGCAGGAGAUACCCGUGGCCAAAGCUGAAGGUCAGAAUGCCAUUUCUCAAUUCUAUGUUAAUACACAGAGGCAGCCACAAACUGCAGUUGUUGCUCAACCUCCAGCUUUAUUAACUACCCAAGGAACUGCACAGCUGCUCCUUCCGCUGUCUAUCCAGGGACCGAAUUCUACUACUGCAGUGCAGCUACCAGUUGGAAACAUAAAGUUGCAGGCUCAAUCACAGGCUGGAAUACAGACCCCAUCACAAAUACCUGCUCCUGUUUCUUCCUCUGGCCUGGUCCAGACAGCACCUCAGAUGCAUACUCCACAAUCAAAACCAAAUACCAUCACGCAGCAUGCACUUGGUCAGACCCAACAAAUCAGAAAGGUUUUUCCACCUACCACAUCAAAUGCAGUAUUUUCCUAUCAGACUGCACCAGUUACAACACCUUCACAGACUUUUAUUAAUAAAACAUCAAACUCUAACAUUCACACUGGUGGCAGUCCGGUUCCGUUGGUGCAGAACGGACCUGCUACUCCUAGUAAGCCUGGCUCUCCAUCACAAGCACAACCUUUUAUUGUACAACAAUCUCUCUUCAACAACACAGUAUCCAAGACAAAAGAUCCUCCUCGUUAUGAAGAGGCCAUAAAACAGACCCGCAAUAUUCAGACAUCGCAUCGUGAGAUUUCCAGUGCGCACAGUCAGCAGAUGGAUGAUCUUUUUGAUAUACUCAUCAAGAGUGGAGAGAUUUCCCUUCCAAUAAAGGAAGAACCAUCUCCCAUUUCUAAAAUGAGACCAGUAACAGCCAACAUCACGACAAUGCCAGUGAAUACAGCGAUAUCCCGCCCACCGCCACAAAUCCAAAUGGCCCCCCCUCCUGUGUCGUUAGAACCAACAAGCAGCUUGUCUAUAAGUUUGGAAAACCAACUUGAAGCCCUCUUGGAUGGAACUUUACCAUCAGGUAAUGGAAUUCCUCAACUGACAAGUAGUAACGAUGACAGAGAGUCAUUUUCUUUAAUCGAAGACCUCCAGAAUGAUCUGCUUAAUCACUCCAGCAUUUUAGAUCACUCUCAUUCACCCAUGGAAACAUCCGACCCACAGUUUACCACUAAUAAUUCUUGUCUGUCUCUUGACCUUCCCGAUACAAAUUUGGACAAUAUGGAAUGGCUAGACAUUACAAUGCCCAGCUCCUCCUCCGGACUCACUCCUCUCAGUUCUACUGCACCCAGCGUGUUUUCUACUGACUUUCUAGAUGCACAAGAUCUACAGUUGCACUGGGAUUAACCUACAGCCAAUGAGAACAUGAUCUGCAAGUCUCUUUACAGCAGAGGUCCAUUAUUGUACAAUUCUGAUUGCAGUUGAGAUAAAUUAAGGCAGUAGUGUUUAGAACAACAAGUGCUUGAUGCUAAUUCCUUAUUGAUUUUCAAGUUUACAACAGUGAAUUAGUUUAUGCUUCUAUCGGUAAUGUGCAUCAGGGCCCUCUGAAAGCUGUAUCUCACAAGUCAAGAAAAGAUGAUUGUACUUACUGAUUAAAAAGUACCACAAGGUAAAUGCAUCACAAAUAUUUAAGAAAGAAGUUAAUGUCCUCUGACUUUGUAAUGCCUAAAUGAACAACACAACAUGGCUAAACUUAGAGAAGAAGUGAGAUUUCAACUGUCAAUAUUGACACAGUGAACAAAUGUUUGAUGGAGGGUGAGGUAUCACUGCACUACAUUGUUCCUGUGGAUAGCCUGAGCCAGGUUCAAAAUUAAUUGAGAGGGCAAAGGCAAGUAGAAGCACUGGCUGGUUCAGUGAAAUUUCAUAUAUCUAGUCUCUGUUCAAGGUGGUUUUUUUAUAUUUUGGUUUUGUGGUUUUUAAAACUCUUCCCACAGUCUUUAACCAUGAGGGAAGAAUUUAAUUGCAUCCAAAGGGAAAUGAAGUGUAACUGCAAGAAGUCCACUGAGCUAUGCCAGGUAAUAUUGAGUACACUGAAUUUUGUAUAGCAAUGCUCUGGAUUUAUUAGGUAGGUUUUAAUGUGUAUAUCAGACAGUUAUUUGUAUACUCUUUUAACUUUGUAUAGCUUAUUUUUGUGAACAGAGGGGAACAGUGGUCUUCAAACGAGAUUACUAUAAUGGAAACAAUAAAUAUCCUAAUUUACUUUGUGUUUGAGGGUAUUUGUUAGAUCAUUGAAUCCGGUGUCUCAGCAUAUUAAAACAACUUGAGGAAGUAGAAAAAUUCAAUUAAUGCUGUUGUACACUAUGAUCCUGCGAGCAUCCAUGCAAGAAUAGCCCAAAUGCCCUCAAUCAAAGCUGUUUGUAGGAUCACACCAAGUUGUAGGGGACAGUACUGACAGGACACCAUCAUUUCUUCAGGAACACUGUCUACUGAACAGCUUUGUCUACCAGUACAUAACAUCAGGGAAGCUAAACAGAGAAGCCACUCAGUGAGAAUCCCGAAUAGCAGUAUCAGGAUGUACUGUUUUGUGAUAAAAAGGCACAUUUCAUACCUAGAACAGAGAACAGCAAAAAUUAAGCUCUUACCUGAUAGAUCAUGAAAAUAUUACAUUUUAAAAGCCCUUUGCUGUUUUUUUCUAUUAUGAAAGCAGGUGGAAAAAAAAACCAAAAAUGCAAAUAGAAGUAAAAUAUGGUUGUCUCUCAGGUAAUAGCUGUUCAAUGUUGCCAUAGAUGACAUAGGCUGAUAAUCAAACAUAAAAUUGGAAUUAUUUCCUGUUUCCUGAACAACAGAAACUUGGUAUGUUUUCUAGCCUGAAACUUGAUCUCAUUGCACAAUUCCUUCCUCACUACCAACCUUCAAAAAUAAAGUUUUGCAGGAACUAACAAAAAUGCCCUGAAGCUUUUGCUUACUUCGAGUAUCAGAAAUAUAAUGAAAACGUAUAGUAGCUGUUAACUAUUUAACAACCUGUAUCUCAUUUCUUAAAAAAAAAAACAAAAAACCCAAAACACAAUGCAAUCAUAUUAGCAUCCAACAAAAUACUUUUGUCAGAAAAUGUUGUGAAAUUAACUGCAAGUUUAUGUCUCCAGAUGUACAAUGCUGUCUGGUUUGCUAAUAUUACAGAAUUCCAUUGGCUUCAGAUAAAAUAGUGGACGAUAUCAUUGAUUCAUGGUUUAAACUGGCAUCAUAUGUUUGCAUCGUAUCAGUUACCAGCACUUUAAAUCAUGUAUCUUCAGUAGAUUUACAGGCCAAGAUUUACUUGAAUCUGAAACUAAGUACUGAAAAACAAUCUAUGAAGAUUUUCACAACAACAGAUGAAGUUGAAAGACAUAUUUCCUUAUUCCUUCUUGCUGUGCCUACAAUACUUGAGUACGAUAUUACACAUGGACUGUCUGCCUUAAAUGUUGAUGGUAUAGGACUCUACAAUAACGUUGAACAAAUACAUUCAACUUUUUGCAUUCCUUUCCAUCAUAUUGUCUUGGGAGCUAGUACUCUGAGAUACUAAGUGCCCUCAGCUGUUACGGGAAUAAGAAUUAAGGACUCUUGGUCUGAUAGGAACAAAUUCAAAUGAAAUCUAAUGUUCUGCAGUACUGUCAAUUUAUUAUGUGUGAUACAUGAGACUUCCUACCAUGUGUGGUUAGAGUUACCCCUUUUUGACCCUGCCUUCUGAUUAAAUAAGAGGCAAGUAAAUUAAUUUUUAGAGGACAAAUUAACGUCAAGUAACUGUAUUGUCAUUUUUGAUGUGCAUGUAAAUAGAGCUUAAAACUGGCAAAGCCAUCUUGCUACAAAACUAUCUGUACUGGCAGUGUAGAAUAUUAGCUAAUGCAUAGGAAUCUAUGUGCAGAUAUAAACCGAAACAGUUGAGCUGUGUUGUUAUCAGUAGAGUAUAGCUUUCUACUCUAAAAGUCUAUUUGCAGAAAAAAAAAAGGGAUCAUUUUAGUUUUUAAACUACAAAUAUUCUAGUGUAGGGAAUGUGUGAUUACAUUUUUGUACAUUUCAGAAUUAUGUGUAUUAAACCCUAUAUAUAAUGGUUUGCUUUAGAUUUUGUUCUGAAAUGUGAUAUAUUUGCCAUAGUUAUAUAGGCCUGUUAUGGCAGAAAUAGGUUUUGCUUAGACUUUUGUGUGUGCAUGUUUUACAUGGCAAUUUUGUAACACAAAUACAAUACAUCUUAGAAAUUUAAUCAAGACUGUGCAGCUUGACUGUACAGAACUGAAUAUUUCUCAUUAAGAGAACAGCUGCAAAGGAAUGCACUGGCACUAAAUUUGCCACUUAUGGCUGCAAUAUACUAAUAGAACACAUCCUGUCAAAUGUGUUGUUAGUAGAUCCUUCAAAGUAAUUAAGAAUACCAUUUUAUCAGCAUGAAAAUUAAAAGUUGGUGUUUACACUUGUAGACAUGGAAAGAGCUCAGACAUAUGUUUUACAAGGCUGAUGUUAAUCAAGACCAAGUCACAACCUGAGUUUGAGUACAUUUAAUCCUGCAUUUAAUACAGAAAUGGCAUUUGUUACGCACUUUUGGUGCUAUUCAGCAUUAGUUAAGGCAAGUAAGUCUACAGGCAAAAUUUUUGUUCGACAUUAUAUAUAGUUAAGAAAUCAUUGUCAUAAAUUUAGCAGUUCUCUGAAAUGAACUUGUGGUAGCUGAUCUCUACAGAAAUUCAGUCUAAUCCAGCAAUGCAGGCUUGCAGAAUCAGACUUUUAUAAAGCUGAGGCCACAGCUUUUAGAAAUAAUCACUACUUAACACUGAAAUUUCUUUCCAAGGUAUUUCAGUAUUCACCAACAGGAGUUACAUUCAAGGAAACAGCUGAUUAAAAUGGAAGUUUUGAUAAUAAACUUUUAUGUUACAUAAUCUCAGACAUUCAGAUGCCUGAAAAAUGCAGUAGGCACUGUAAUUGGAACCCAAGAACAAGCUGCUGAACUGUUUUCAAGGCAGAGGAAAUGCAGUCACAGAAUACAUUUAACUGGAAGGGCAUUAUGUAAUCAAAACACAGUAAAGCUCACUGAUGUAAACAGUUGUUAUUUGGAUGGCAUCUUCAGUGUAUUAUAAACUUAAAAUAAAUUCUAUUAAAACUGGAAAAAAAAAAACCUUCCACUUAUCUUUAGUAUCAUCUUUUGACGGCUUCUUCACCAAACUGCAGAUGGUUUUUCAUGUAAGAUACAUGGACUCGAGUUGCAUACAGUGUAUACAUGGCCAAUAAAGAGCAUCCAUUAAAACAUGAAGUAAUCUCAAAUUCCUUUUAUACCAGUCUGCUACGAAUAACUAUAAAGUGCAAAAAAGAGACACCACAUCAUUCUGUAGUGUCCAAUACUGAAUAAAAACACUUUUAAAGUUAAAAGUGCAUAAAUGUAUUUGUAGAAAACUAGCCAAAAAAAGCCAUUCUAGCUAUGAGAGCAAAUUCUCAAUAAAAGCAGGGAAUGGUUAAUAACUAUAUGAUCACACUAUUUUUAUAAAAAAUACAGCUCAGAUAUUCAAGAGACAGCCUAAAAUAAAUUACAAUAUUAUAAAAAUUUAAAUAGGAACCAAAGCAUUGCCAUUUAUAUUGCCAAAGGAGGCACUUUGUAUUUUGAAGCAUAGGAAAUUAAAUCCCCAAAAGCCCAUACUUUUUUUAAAUUAAGGAUGUAGAUAUUUUCAAAUAUGUUUUUGAUGUUUAACAGUACAGAGUUGUUUUUGUUGUUUGAGAAAUUUGUAUUAAUAGCACAGGCUUUUUUCCAGAUAGGAUUUUUCUUCACAGUACUGCUUGCAGUAGAAAUAACGCUAACCCUGGGAGGUGUUUCUCUUCUUAUUUUCAUGGUCACAAUUAUGUCUUAGCAUCUCAUUUUGUGAAAAGAAGAAGAUAGACACCUGUGUCUAGGGCCCUCUUCAUUUAAGCACUACUUUACUAAAUGCAAAUUAUGGCAAUCAGGGCGUCGGUUUAUGUAUUGCCUUUCUAUAAGAAACCAUGAUGCCUUUGUAUUUGCUGUUUGCACCCCUAAGAUCAAUUCCAUAUGUUUGAAUGCCAUAUGUUUUGCACAUUGUACUGUAUAUAUGUAAUGCAUACUGUAUUUUUAUAUGUGUACUACAUUUAUCAAAUAUUUUGUACAUAGUGGCAAUAUUGUAGCUACUGAGGAAAUGUUUGAUAUUUCAGCAUUUUUGCUAAGUGUCUAAAUAAAAAAGGAAAACUGUG